UCAUGUAAUACGUAGUGGAGUAUUAAAGAAUUUUGGAAUGUUGGAAUCCUAAUACAUACACUCCUUUCCGUCGUGGUAUACUAAAGAAAAAGUAUAUAAAUAAAGAAAACCAAUUAAGCAAACACGUACCCUAGCUAGAUUUUAAUUAACCAGCUAGUAUACACCUAAAUUAUAUCAUCGAUCAUAAGGUCGAGUGCAGAAAGGAUGCUGCAUGUGAGAGAAGAGCUGGCGGCGGCGGCGCGUUAUCGUGAAGGCCCUACCCUGGAGUCAAUUAUAUGGGGGGUGAUUGUGGUCGGCGUGGUGCUUACGCUUAAUGCGGUAUGUAUGGGAAUUACUGCUGCGGUAGGUCCUGAUUAUUAUGAGAUAGAGGACGCGAUUUACACCAUACCUGCCAUGGCCUUAUAUGCCGGGAUAUGGGACACAAUGGCAUUCUUUGCGGUUAAGGCGGCGAUGCAAGCGCGUGGGCUCCCGGUGGAGCGUCAGUUGGAACGCGCCGUGAUCCUGUGGCGUCUGAUGUGCCCUCCCAUGCCGAGCUCGUGGUGGGCGGAAGGGCAGGUCGCCCUGGAAGACGUCGUCACGGUUGAUGAAGCCAAACUGCACCGCCUACCGGCUUGUUCUAUUCUGGCGGUGCUUGGGUUCGAAUUCGCCGCCGCAUCCGCUUCCUUGGCGUUGGGCAUGAUUCGCGCGAAGGCAGUGAAGGCUCUUCCCCUCACAUUUUCAAUUCUUUUGGGUUUAUUGUUUUUCCCGACUGUGUAUGUUCUGUAUAAACAAAUCAUGCUUCGAAAGCGCAUGAUUUCGGUGGCUGCCGCCGCAUCAAGGGUUCACCCCAUCAUCCCUAGCCCAUAGCUGUUUUUAUUAUAUAUAUUGGCCGGAUUCCAUUUUUCUAUUUUAUUGUCUCAAUUAUUUGCUUUCAUACUCCGUAUUUCAAUCAAAUUUAGUGUAUCUCUG
This is a messenger RNA of Cuscuta europaea, 948 nucleotides long. NCBI's taxonomy places the organism in Eukaryota, Viridiplantae, Streptophyta, Magnoliopsida, Solanales, Convolvulaceae. The record is from the annotation of a GenBank genome assembly.